UACAUCAACCUCGAUUACUCUGGGUCAACCUUACACGCUCGUACGGCAGAUCAGGUAGAUGGUGGUUUCUUUGGACAUAGGAUAUAGUUCGAUCUUUGUACAAAGGACGGAAACCAGGAUUCCAUGAUUCAAAAGCAUAUAUAUUCAAACCUUCCAGUACCCGACUUUUCAUGGGACCGUAGCUGCUUCAAUCGUAUCAAGACGUGGAUCGACCAAUGCUCCGAGCAUACCAUUUGCCCUCGGGUGACGUCUGCAAUCCUUCCGAGACGAGUGAUCGAAGUACCAAAAGAUCCUUCUGUAGCGCCCAGGCUGCUGACACCCAACGGUGGAGUGGGCCAAUACGUCAUUCUGUCCCAUUGCUGGGGUAAAAAGGUGCCAGCGAGAUUGACAACAUCUCUCAUCACUGAGUAUGGGCAGAGCAUGAGUGUGGAGCUGCUCCCACAAAGUUUCGAAGACGCCAUCGAGAUCACACGCAGACUGGGUUAUCGAUAUCUUUGGAUCGACGCACUAUGCAUCAUUCAAGACGAUGCUAACGACUGGGAGCAAGAAGCGCCAAUGAUGGCCUCAUACUAUGGUCUCUCAUCCCUCAUGAUAUCUGCGACUGCGGCCAGAGAUAGCUGUGAAGGUUUCCUUACGAGACGCGAUGUCAUCGUGUCUCCUGGAUUGGGAGUAGAGAGAAGUCGUUACUUGCGAUAUGGAAUAAUCCGAUCAGAUAGAGAUAUCGCAGAUUCCAUCUUAUCCACUCGUGGAUGGGCUGCACAGGAGCGGUUGCUAGCUCCCCGCAUCAUACACUACACGCGCCGACAGAUGAUCUGGGAAUGCGCAGAAGGAUUGGCAUCUGAAGCUUCGGGACCACACUUGUUGAAAUCUCCUGUCACAAAUGAUUACCCGAUUCCGCAAAAGCGCCGGCUUCAACCAUUAUUUACAGAGGCUUUGGUGGAAGCGAACAGCCGGUUCUGUUUUCCUCUCAACCCCGCGAGAAGCGGUGUUCCACUCUUGUUGCAAGCAUGGCACGAAUGUGUCCACGAGUACUCCAAUCGCCGCCUAACAAUGUCGUCCGACAAGCUUCACGCCGUGGCCGGUAUCGCGACUCUGCUCAACGACAACGGUGAAUUGGGAUAUUACCUUGCCGGGAUCUGGAGCAAGCAUCUAGCAGAUCAUCUUGCAUAGAGAAGACACAAAAAGCCC
Messenger RNA from Alternaria rosae, 1188 nucleotides. RefSeq names its product heterokaryon incompatibility protein-domain-containing protein. The coding region runs from base 124 to 1170 and encodes 348 amino acids. The transcript is spliced from 2 exons. NCBI's taxonomy places the organism in Eukaryota, Fungi, Ascomycota, Dothideomycetes, Pleosporales, Pleosporaceae. The record is from RefSeq and is a predicted model, not a curated record.